AAGAGACCUUUUUUUUUAACCCAAAGACUAUUUGAGCAAGAGAUUUAAUGGGUCAUUAAAAGGGGGGAAAAAUUGUAAAGGCCCUUUUGCUUCUGAAGUGCAGCUAACCUCAAAAAUAGGAGCUGUACUUAUAAGACAGAUACUCAAAUUAAGGCUUUACGUGAUGAAUUUUCUAUCCUAUGGAUAUCAGUUUUGAGAUUACAAACCAAGAAGAUCUGUAAUUGAUCUAGCACCAGAUAAUUUCAAUGCCUAAUAUUCCCCAGGAUUGCUGGAGUACCCUCAGAGUCGUCGGACUGUACUCGGGGUAUGCCAUGGGCUGUAUUCAGAGUAUUAGCUGCAAAUCCAAAGUUUUCCGGGAGAGUAUUUCAGUGAUUGAAGUUAAAGCCUCCAUUGAUCCCAUUCCCACCAGCAUCGACGAGUCCUCCAGCGUGGUCCUGCGCUACCGGACCCCUCACUUCCGAGCCUCUGCGCAAGUGUUGGUGCCCCCUCUCCCCAAGAAGGAGACCUGGAUCGUGGGCUGGAUCCAGGCUUGCAGCCACAUGGAAUUUUACAAUCACUAUGGGGAACAGGGAAUGUCAAGUUGGGAGCUUCCAGAUCUACUGGAUGGCAAAAUCCAGGCCAUCAGUGACUCGGAUGGAGUGAACUAUCCCUGGUACGGGAACACGACAGAAACCUGCACCAUCGUGGGUCCCACAAAGAAGGAGACCAAGUUCAACAUCAGCAUGAACGACAACUUCUACCCGAGCGUGACGUGGGCGGUGCCCGUCAGCGAGAGCAACGUGGCCAAACUCACGAGCAUUCACCGGGAUCAAAGCUUCACCACCUGGCUGGUCGCAACCAACACGGCCACCAACGAAAUGGUGACCUUGCAGACUAUCAAGUGGCGCAUGAGGCUGGGCAUCGAGGUGAAUCCCAGCAGACCCUUGGGGCAGCGUGCCAAGCUGCAGGAGCCCUCUGCUCAAGAGCAGCCCCAGGUCCUUAGCAAGAAUGAGCCAAUACCACCCAGUGCCCUUGUCAAACCCAAUGCCAAUGAUGCUCAGGUACUCAUGUGGAGGCCAAAGGAUGGACCACCCCUUGUGGUGAUACCUCCGAAACACCGAUAA
This is a messenger RNA of Apaloderma vittatum (bar-tailed trogon), 1103 nucleotides long. It is a transcript of the gene FAM78A, whose product is annotated as family with sequence similarity 78, member A. The record is from RefSeq and is a predicted model, not a curated record. NCBI's taxonomy places the organism in Eukaryota, Metazoa, Chordata, Aves, Trogoniformes, Trogonidae.